This is a messenger RNA of Benincasa hispida (wax gourd), 2693 nucleotides long. RefSeq names its product LEAF RUST 10 DISEASE-RESISTANCE LOCUS RECEPTOR-LIKE PROTEIN KINASE-like 2.1. Gene Ontology annotation, molecular function: polysaccharide binding; ATP binding; protein kinase activity. The record is from RefSeq and is a predicted model, not a curated record. Lineage: Eukaryota; Viridiplantae; Streptophyta; Magnoliopsida; Cucurbitales; Cucurbitaceae. Gene Ontology annotation, biological process: protein phosphorylation.
CUUAUGAUCAUUCUAUACCAAUUGUACGUCCAACCUCCAAAUUCUUCUUCUGAAUGAUUUCUAAACGUGUUAUUGCUUGAACCAAGAUUUGUCUUUUCUUAUCCUUUUUCCAAACAUCAUCAUUCACGAAACUAAAAAACAAAGAUUUCAAGGACUUAAAUCAAGAAAUAACCCCCCAAAUCUAAUCCAAGAUUGCUUGGUUUAACAUACAAAACACACUGAAAUUUUCCUUCAAAACCACACUCCAUUUUCCCACCUUCCAGUAAUUUCUUCUUCUUCUUGUUUAUUCUCAAUUCAUCCAUUUUCCUUCUAUUCAUGGAUUUCAAGACUGCCCCUUUUCUUCUAGUCAUCUUCUUCAUCAUCUUAACUCGCCAAACUCUGUCCUCAGAUCAGAACUUUGAAGCUUGUGCUCCAAAAUCCUGCGGGAAAGGUCCAAAUAUAAGCUACCCUUUCCGGAUAGCUAAUUCACACAGCCCCUUCUGUGGAAUCCCAAGCUUCGAUAUUGCCUGCAAAGAUGAAAACCCAAUUAUCAGAAUUGCAGAAGAGGAUUAUAUUAUCAGAGAUAUUUCCUACAAAAACCAUUCUUUUCUUUUGACAAAUGCUGUGGUUAACGAUUUGAACUGCCCAACUCCUCUUCAUAAUUUGAGCCUCCAACGAACCCCCUUCAGUUUCAGUUCAAAUCCUAAUGGGUUCUUCUUCUUCUACAACUGUACUUCCCUUCCUCCCGAUCAUAGCUUCCCAAUUGGUUGUUCUAGCACAAGAAAACUCCAUUCUUUUGCUUCUUUCAGUGAUGGCUCUUUGGGGUCCAUUAACUCCUCUUACCAUUCUUGUCAAACCUUGGUUGAGAUGCCUUUGCACUUCAGUAAUGAGGAAAAGGUUUUUAAUGAGUUGUACAAGAAGAGUUAUUCUGAUGUCUUGAAGAUGGGAUUCAGUUUAAAUUGGAGUGCUCAAAAUUGUAGCAAAUGUGAGACAAGUGGUGGCCGAUGUGGAUUCCAAAGCAACAAGUUUGUUUGCUUUUGUUCUGAUGGAUCUUAUCUCGAAACCUGCAAACAGGGAAAACUUGAUAUAUGGAAAAAGGCCAUCAUAGGUGCAACUCCUUUGGGAAUUACUAUCAUUGUGAUAAUCUCCAUUAUCAGUAUCACCAUACACUACACGAGAAAAAGCAUAUCAAACGAAGACAAAAUUGAAGAAAGUAUAAGAAGUUAUUCUACACAAACGCCCCAGCGAUAUAGUUACUCAAAGCUCAAGAAAAUCACAGACUCCUUCAAGAACAAACUUGGUCAAGGAGGAUUUAGCACUGUCUACAAAGGAAAGCUACCCGACGGACGCGAUGUGGCUGUGAAACUUUUAAAUGAGUCCAGUGAAAAUGGCCAAGAUUUUAUGAAUGAAGUUGUUAGCAUCACAAGAACUUCACAUGUUAAUAUAGCCUCAUUCUUAGGUUUUUGCUACGAGAGGAAGAAAAGAGCUUUGAUUUAUGAAUAUAUGCCUAGAGGGUCAUUAGAUAAGUAUUUAUCCCACAAAGGGCCACAGAGAAACAACGUUGAUUUGGAUUGGAACACACUUUAUAAGAUUGUUAUCGGUGUGGCUCGAGGCUUAGAGUACUUGCAUCGUGGUUGUAAUACAAUGAUCUUACAUUUUGACAUCAAACCACACAACAUUCUUUUGGAUAGUGACUUCUGUCCCAAGAUCUCAGAUUUUGGGCUUGCCAAGCAAUGCAAGGCCAAAGAAAGUCAUGUGUCAAUGACAGGCGUAAAAGGGACGGUGGGAUUCAUUGCACCCGAAGUAAUGUUCAGGAACUUUGGUAAGGUUUCUCACAAGUCUGAUGUUUACAGUUAUGGAAUGUUGGUUCUGGAAAUGGUGGGAGCAAGAAAGAAGCCCAAUGAUGGAAUGGAGCAGAGGAGUGAAGAGUAUUUUCCUGAUUGGAUAUAUAACGAUCUUACACAAAGUAAAAUAGAUGGAGGCAGUUGGUGGGGAAACACUGAGGAAGAAGAAGAAAUGGCAAGAAAAAUGAUAAUCGUGGGUCUGUAUUGUAUUCAGACAUUGCCCGACAAGAGGCCGUCGAUGACUGAUGUAGUUGCAAUGUUGGAAGGAAGUGUUGAUGGGUUACAGAUUCCACCAAAACCCAACUUGUUUGGACCUCCGGCCAAUGUGCAGCCCCAACCUUCUGCUUCUUCUUCAUCCGAUUGGGAUUCAGUUUAAAUUGAAGUGCUCAAAAUUGAGACAAGUUGUGGCCUUUGCUUUUGUUCUGAUGGAUGUCAUCUCCAAACCUGCAAAGAAGGUAACUUUCUAGAAAUAUUAGUUGUGUAGAAUAAGAAACGACUUUUGUAAGAAUGAACUAAAAAUGUUCGCUCAAAGUUAUGUAAAUUUUCGUUGUCGUUCCAAAUUCUUUCACUUUUCCCUUCUUCGCUCACGGUUUGUUUGGUGUUGGAUCCAUUCUGUUCUGUCUUUGAACGCCUAAUCUUAGGUUGAUACACCAACAUACAGAAGCACAGCAACAACCAAUCUCCAUUGAUCGAAAGCUUCCAGAUUUGAAUAUAUUUCUUCCUUGAAGUCUUACAAUUGGCCAAUUCAAGAAGGAAAGCAACUGUAGAUAUAAUUAAUGGUGAAAUCUUCACUAGGCUGGAGUGGGGCCUUCACUCAUCAAUGAGGAUGACUCCCACUUCUGAUUUCCCAGAUCAAUAAAAUUCAUAAAG